This is a messenger RNA of Acomys russatus (golden spiny mouse), 1644 nucleotides long. Its product is annotated as large neutral amino acids transporter small subunit 1. The transcript has 10 exons. Gene Ontology annotation, biological process: amino acid transmembrane transport; neutral amino acid transport. Gene Ontology annotation, molecular function: neutral L-amino acid transmembrane transporter activity; L-amino acid transmembrane transporter activity. The coding region runs from base 1 to 1551 and encodes 516 amino acids. Lineage: Eukaryota; Metazoa; Chordata; Mammalia; Rodentia; Muridae. Gene Ontology annotation, cellular component: membrane. The record is from RefSeq and is a predicted model, not a curated record.
AUGGCGGGCGCGGGCGCAAAGCGGCGCCGGGUAGCGGGCCCUGAGGCGUCGGCGGAGGCAGCCGCGGGGGAGGAGGAGCGGCAGGCGCGGGAGAAGAUGCUGGAGGCGCAGCGCGCGGACAGCGUGAACUCCAAGGAGGAAGGCGUGACCCUGCAGCGCAACAUCACUCUGCUCAACGGUGUGGCCAUCAUCGUGGGCACCAUCAUCGGCUCAGGCAUCUUCGUGACGCCCACGGGCGUGCUCAAGGAAGCGGGCUCGCCCGGACUGUCGCUCGUGGUGUGGGCUGUGUGCGGCGUGUUCUCCAUCGUGGGCGCACUCUGCUACGCCGAGCUGGGCACCACCAUCUCUAAGUCGGGCGGCGACUACGCCUACAUGCUGGAGGUCUAUGGCUCGCUGCCCGCCUUCCUCAAGCUUUGGAUUGAGCUGCUCAUCAUACGGCCUUCCUCACAGUACAUAGUGGCGCUGGUCUUCGCCACCUACCUGCUCAAGCCGAUCUUCCCCACGUGUGCGGUGCCGGAGGAGGCAGCCAAGCUAGUGGCCUGCCUCUGCGUGCUGCUGCUCACGGCUGUGAACUGCUACAGUGUGAAGGCUGCUACCGGCGUGCAGGAUGCCUUUGCUGCUGCCAAGCUGCUGGCCCUGGCCCUCAUCAUCCUGCUGGGCUUCAUCCAGAUAGGGAAGGAAAUGGGGACCGGUAAUAUGUCCAAUCUACACUCCAAGUUAUCUUUUGACGGCACCAAUCUGGACGUGGGGAACAUUGUGUUGGCAUUGUACAGUGGCCUCUUUGCCUACGGAGGAUGGAACUAUCUGAAUUUUGUCACAGAGGAGAUGAUCAACCCCUACAGGAACCUGCCCCUGGCCAUCAUCAUUUCCUUGCCCAUUGUUACACUGGUGUAUGUGCUGACGAACCUGGCCUACUUCACCACCCUUUCUCCCGACCAGAUGCUGGCAUCUGAGGCUGUGGCUGUGGAUUUUGGGAACUACCACCUGGGAGUCAUGUCCUGGAUCAUCCCGGUCUUUGUGGGCUUGUCCUGUUUUGGCUCUGUCAAUGGGUCUCUGUUCACAUCGUCAAGGCUGUUCUUCGUGGGAGCCAGGGAGGGCCACCUGCCUUCUCUCCUCUCCAUGAUUCACCCACAGCUCCUGACACCUAUGCCAUCACUGAUGUUCACAUGUUUCAUGACCCUGAUGUACGCCUUCUCCAACGACAUCUUCUCCAUCAUCAACUUCUUCAGCUUCUUCAACUGGCUGUGUGUGGCCCUGGCUAUCAUUGGCAUGAUGUGGCUCCGCAUCAGGAAGCCUGAGCUGGAGCGUCCCAUCAAGGUGAACAUGAUCCUCCCAGUGUUCUUCAUCCUGGCCUGCCUCUUCCUCAUUGUCGUGUCCUUCUGGAAGACACCCACAGAGUGUGGCAUUGGCUUUGCCAUCGUCCUCAGUGGGCUGCCUGUCUACUUCUGCGGGGUCUGGUGGAAGAACAAGCCCAAGUGGCUCCUGAAGGCCAUCUACCAUGUGACAGUGUUCUUCCAGAAGCUCACACAGGUGGUUCCUCAGGAGACUUAGCCACAAGUCCUGGUUGCCACAGGGAGAGCGCACACUGACUGCUUCCAGACAACUCACCUUCGGAAAAGCAGCGACCAGGCCUGUCAUUCCCCA